GAUUUGCAGUCUGUUGAUUUGGCAAACAAGCUGGCUCCCCAGUACAAUGCUCGUCUCAAAGAAUCUCUUUCUAAAAGACGCACUUUGUUUUACGCCAACGUCUAUGAUCUAAGACAUGGAGACCUCAUUGUCAACUACAACGAAUUUGGGUUUAGGACGGCGUGUGAGGCGUGUUGUGGGACGGAAGGGAGAUUGGCGAGGAUAUUGACAUGUGGACCAACGUCAAGCCUUUGUAAGGACCGGUCAAAGCAUGUGUUUUGGAACCCAUACCAUCCUAGUGAAGCUGCUAAGCUUAUCAGUUAUAUCAUUGCUGACAAAUUACUCUACGGGAUGUCGUUGCGAACAGCUGUUUAUGAUAUGGUUGACACCAUCAGUCUAGAUGAUAUCUUUGAACUUUAG
Molecule: messenger RNA, 399 nt
Organism: Eruca vesicaria subsp. sativa (arugula)
Lineage: Eukaryota; Viridiplantae; Streptophyta; Magnoliopsida; Brassicales; Brassicaceae
Source: the annotation of a GenBank genome assembly